Molecule: messenger RNA, 1567 nt
Organism: Chara braunii
Lineage: Eukaryota; Viridiplantae; Streptophyta; Charophyceae; Charales; Characeae
Source: the annotation of a GenBank genome assembly
CGAUCGGCGAAAAUCAGCAAGUGGCAAUCAAGCUGAUGUCGGGCGAACUUACUCCGGCCAAGCGCCGCAUGUUCAUUACCGAGGUGAACGCGCUGACCAGACUCCAUCACGCCAACCUCGUGCAAUUGAUUGGAUACUGCGACGAGGGAAAUCGUUCCAUCUUGGUCUACCCCUACUUCCCAGGCGGCAGUCUGUACGCUCGCCUUCACAAAAGAGAGACAGCUGUGCCCGGUAGACCCCUUCUCCCGCCUCUGACGCUGAUGGAGCGAUUGUGCAUCGCCUUGCAGAUCGCCAAGGGGUUGGCCUACCUUCACGACGGUGCCGACCCCCCGAUCAUCCACCGGGACAUCAAGAGCAGCAACGUGCUUCUUGGCGAUGGCGCCGGGAAGAAGCUGCGGGUCGUUGUCGCGGACUUCGGCCUGGCAACCAUCGGAGAGAGAGUGUUCGGGACAGAGCACGAGACGAUGGUGAAGACAUCGCACAUGGCGGGAACUUUCGGGUACAUGGCGCCAGAGUACAUGCGAUCAGGGAUUUUGUCGGAGAAGAUAGACGUGUACGCCUUCGGCGUGAUCCUGCUGGAGCUGCUGACGGGGAGGAACGCGGUGUCCCCAAAUCCGUCGGGGAUGGGUUGGCAGACGCUUGCGGACUGGGCGAAACCUCUCCUCGAAAGUGCCGACGGUGUUAAAGCAGGGAUGACCCUGACCCUGUCCGAGAUUCUGGACCCUUGCUUGCGGAAUGAGGAGGUGGGACUCACAUUCGAUCGCGUGACGGCGGAGACGUUGCGCUUGGCAAGCAAAUGCGUCGUAGAGGAGCACGAUUCACGGCCGAAGAUGAGCUUGUUAGCCACGACGAUCGACGGUCUGAUUAACGAUGCGAAAAUAGAUCGCCAAGGGGUUGGCCUACCUUCACGACGGUGCCGACCCCCGAUCAUCCACCGGGACAUCAAGAGCAGCAACGUGCUUCUUGGCGAUGGCGCCGGGAAGAAGUUGCGGGUCGUUGUAGCGGACUUCGGUCUGGCAACCAUCGGAGAGAGGGUGUUCGGGACAGAGCACGAGACCGUGGUAAAGACCUCGCACAUGGCGGGAACAAUCGGGUACAUGGCGCUCGAGUACAUUCGGUCCGGGAUUCUGUCGGAGAAGAUAGACGUGUACGCUUUCGGCGUGAUCCUGCUGGAGCUGCUGACGGGGAGAAAGGCGGUGUCGCCUGCAGCCUCUGGCGUGGGUUGGCUGAUGCUUGUGGAUUGGGCGAAACCUCUCCUCGAAAAUGCCGAUGGGGGUACAGAAGCGAUGAUGCUGUCCGAGAUCCUGGACCCUUGCUUGCGGGAUCAAGCGGACGAACCGUCAUUCAAUCGCGUGGUGAUUGAGACGUUGCGCUUGACGGCAGAAUGCGUCGUUGAGGACUAUGAAUCCAGGCCUAAAAUGAGCUUAUUAGCCGCCCAGAUUAACAGUCUGCUCAACGAAGCAAAAGCCAAGGGAUGAUGCUUAAGACCUAUGGACGGGGGAGGACAGAGGAAGCUACAGUCUUCCCCCGAAUACAACGUACGGUCAUUAUAACUGAAUUUAGACGG